Daldinia childiae is the source of this 1488-nucleotide messenger RNA. RefSeq lists its product as uncharacterized. The transcript has 2 exons. Lineage: Eukaryota; Fungi; Ascomycota; Sordariomycetes; Xylariales; Hypoxylaceae. Gene Ontology annotation, molecular function: zinc ion binding; DNA-binding transcription factor activity, RNA polymerase II-specific. Gene Ontology annotation, biological process: regulation of transcription by RNA polymerase II. Bases 1 to 1488 code for a protein of 495 amino acids. The record is from RefSeq and is a predicted model, not a curated record.
AUGCCUCCAAGAAGAUCACAUAAAAAGUCUCGUGCCGGAUGCCGAAGAUGUAAAGCUCGAAAAAUAAAGUGCGAUGAAGUCCAUCCUAGGUGUGGAAAUUGUACCAAACAUGGUGUUGCUUGCGACUUUGAGCAUCCCGGUAUCGUCGACACUCUUAGUCCAGUCGAAACCCCCCGUCCGACGACAUCUACAAGUAACUGCGAUAGUCCCUCAACGAGUACUCUUCCACCAACGCCCUCCGUAGAGUUGAGCACGCCUCUUCCCUUAUAUCGACAUCCGGAACCUCUUCCCUUGACAAACUCGAACAAAAGUAAUCGCAUGAUGGAGUUAAAACUAUUACAUCACUACACUACCAUUACUUGUCAGACUCUAGCCAUAUCCUCACCGGUGAGCGAGAAAAUAUGGCGGGAUACUGUGCCGAAUCUUGCCUUUACUGGUGCAGAAUUCCUAGCCGACGCUUUGCUUGCCGUUUCCGCUCUCCAUCUACGGUCACACGCUCCACAAGAUCAAGAACUUAUACGCGCUAGUCAUUCAUAUAUGGCGUCAACCCUUUCGGAAUAUAGUGCGAGGCUAGGAAAGGGUAUAACGGAGUCAAACGCUGAAGCGCUAUUCCUUACCGCUGCCCUCAUCGCAUUUCAGUCGACGGCGUCCCGUAUUUUCACUAGGGAUGACAGCAGUGACUUGAAGGACCGAUCUGAUGGGUAUUCCCUACCGCUAUCGUGGUUUCACUCGUUUCAAGGAAUCAAGGCUGUUGUGGCUUCUAGCUGGCAAUGGUUGCGUCAUAGUGGGAUCGUGAUUCCGAUAAUCGAGUCUCAACCCGCGCUUAAUCUUGAUCUAUCAGGGCAAAAUGCGAAUUUUUUCGGGCAUCUACUAACCGGAGUGGAAGACGAGGUUGCCAACCAAGAUGAUCCCGCAACCCAGGAGCUUACGCGACAGGCCUACCAGCACGCCGUCGCUGUACUUGACUGGGCUCAUAAGAUACCCCAUACCGGUGCUCCUCUCGUGUUUCUCGCAACCGUUUCGCGCCGUUUCGUAGAAUUGCUCGAGUCCCGGCGCCCACGUGCUCUUGCAAUUCUUGCUAGUUAUUUUGGUUUACUAAAGUCUCUCGAUAGUGUUUGGUGGUUAAAGGGCUUAGCGCGUCGCGAAGUCAUGGGCAUUGUUUCCCUAUUCGACCCAGACGAUGAAGAAUGGUGGCCUCGUCUGCAAUGGCCUGUACGGAUUGCAUUAUACGAGGGCGAUUUCAUACCACCAGACGUAUGGGGCGCGGAAUCUUGCACUGAGACGGCACUGUUGGACCAAAGCGGCCAGAAUGGAGGCUACGUCAGUCAUAUUGAGCUCGUGAGUCAAAUGUUUUCUGCUGUGCAGAAUAUGCCCCCAACGAUGCCAGGCGACGCCCUUGACGCACUCGCCCAUCAGACCAUGUUAGCUCAAUCCCAAGAAUUCGGCCGGCAAAUGUCACUCCGAGAUGAUACGCACGUGUUACAUUGA